This is a messenger RNA of Daphnia pulicaria, 1626 nucleotides long. RefSeq lists its product as uncharacterized. The record is from RefSeq and is a predicted model, not a curated record. Gene Ontology annotation, biological process: sensory perception of taste. The coding region runs from base 1173 to 1541 and encodes 122 amino acids. Lineage: Eukaryota; Metazoa; Arthropoda; Branchiopoda; Diplostraca; Daphniidae. Gene Ontology annotation, cellular component: membrane. The transcript is spliced from 4 exons.
GUAUAAAAUUUGGGAUACACAAUUUUAUUAGUUUAAUUGAUUUGUUUAACCAGCUUCCAGGUAAAACAAGAACAAGGUUAUCCCACUUAGAAUAGCAGCCAGUGUCUUAUCAAUCGUGAUAUGCAAGUAAGUAAUCAAUAGAAUUAAUAUGGUUAAUUGGUGUACUCUUCAAUUAUAGAUCGGAGUUACUUAUGCAGCAGAGGUUACAACUUAGGGUAAUAAUUUGUUUUGCCACAGUGUUGCCAUAGUGAUCCUUGUUAUGAGAGCAGCAAUUUUCUCUAGAAUUUAACAAAGUUCGGCCUGCGUUGAUCCGAGUCCGACUUCUAUCUCUUCGUAGGAAGACGGAAUGAACGAAGAAAAUCUUGAGUGGGGUUGGAAGCCCAUACUAAUAGCUAUGCGCUUCAUCGGUUUUGAUUUGAGAGAUCCUUUAGUUUCUCCUAACAACAUUUGGUUUAAUUUUUAUUCUUUUCUAUGUCUUGUGUACACUGCAUUUUGGCACGUAUUCGAUUGUGUCGACACCACAAAGUUUUUCAUGAGGGUGGUGGACUCGGAUCCUCCUUCGAACAUAUCAUUAGUCGUUAUCACGAACGUUAUGGUUGACACCUACAACAAUGCGUUUCAUUCCGUUGGAAUCCAACUAACUGUUUAUUUCAUGGCUCGCUCUAAUUGGAAGGAAAUGUGGCAGGCUGUUCAGCGCGUCGGAAGAAGAUUCGAUUUUAAAUUCUAUGAAAAUUUAAGGAUAGUUUCAUCAUCAGCUGUAGUUGCCGUCGUAGUGAUAGUAAUAGAAUUAGAAUGUUUUGAAAAGUGCAAUAAUCAAUUUUUCACACUUUUAUCAACAGGAACUAUACCUUUUGGCAUCAGGAAUAGUUUACACUGCUUUAAGCCCUCAUCUUACCUUUGUCCUACAUGGAAAACUCUUUGCAUUAAUUUUGGCGGAAAUCUACAGAAUUUGUGGAUCAAGUUUGUUUAUUGUUUGCGCCCUUAGUGCUUCAGAUGUGUUUAGUCAACUGAAAAAUGAAAUUGAUGAAGCAAGUCGGCAUUUGAAUCCUCCUGAUGCUUCAUCUAUUCUUAAAUGGAAACAUACUCACGCAUUGGCUUGCGUGUACGUUGACUCGAUUAACCGUUGCUUCGGACCAAUUCUUCUGAUCGACAUUUGUUGCAUCUUCCUGCGGAUGAUUAAUUCAGUUUUCCAAAUCUCUGUAGGAUUAAACGUACACAAAUCCAGGUCAAGCAUUUAUCAUACCUUGUACUCAUUAGAGCUUUUUUUCCAAUUUUGGAUCGUUUGUGUCGUCGCCAGCAGACUUCAAAUAAAGGCAACGAAUAUUAUACAAACAAUCCGCAAGCUACCAACCGCAACUCUUGACACACAACGACUGGCAGGAACUCUUCUGAUUCAGGUGCAUCAUUCUGCGCCUUCCAUAUCCGCAUAUGGACUUGUAAAAAUUAACAACAAACUUGUACUAAAGCUGAUUGGUACAACUUUUAGUUACUUCAUUAUAAUCAAUCAAUUUUAUUUACUGGAGGAUCCAUUACAACAAUAGAUAAUAUGUGUUUUUAAGUUUUAACUUCUUAGCAUCACUGUAAUAAUUAUGAAUUACCUCACUGAUGUGAAUUAAAGCUGUUAGC